AUGUUAUGGAGGGCUUGGAGAUUAGGUUUUUGGGAAUCAAUCGACACCACAUUUACAGCAGUAGGACCAAUGGUAUGCACUUUACAAAUAUUAGCAUUUUUAGAAAUUUUCAAUGUAUUAUUAGGAAUAACCAAAUCAAGUGUAGGACCAACUUUAGCACAAGUAUUAGGUAGAAAUCAUGUUCUCUUAGUCGCAUUAAUUUUUGUACCAGAAGUUUACACUCAUUGGGGUGUAGCUUUGAUGUUCUUUAUUUGGGGUUUAUCGGAAUUAAUUCGUUAUCCAUUAUAUUUAUAUACCAUCAAUAACUCAACUCCUCCACAAUUCUUACAAUUUUUAAGAUAUAAUGCAUUUAUAAUUUUAUACCCAAUUGGCUUUGCUGCUGAAAAUGUCCUUUGGUAUAAUAUGUUGCCAUAUAUUAAAGAAAGAGAAAUUCAUUCAGUUCGUUUACCAAAUUCAAUUAACUUUGGAUUUGAUUAUUAUUAUUUUGUAAUUUUUUGGAUUUGCACAACUUUAUUAGUUUUCCCAUUCCAAUACAUGUUUAUGUUUAAAUUAAGAUCCUUAAAAAAUAAGAAAAAAACAAAUUAA
Molecule: messenger RNA, 585 nt
Organism: Dictyostelium purpureum
Lineage: Eukaryota; Evosea; Eumycetozoa; Dictyosteliales; Dictyosteliaceae
Exons: 2
Coding region: 1-585 (194 amino acids)
Biological process (GO): fatty acid elongation; very long-chain fatty acid biosynthetic process; sphingolipid biosynthetic process
Cellular component (GO): endoplasmic reticulum membrane
Molecular function (GO): 3-hydroxyacyl-CoA dehydratase activity
Source: RefSeq, a predicted model, not a curated record